GGCAAGAUUAUACUUUUAUUAUCUCGAUUUAAAAACAGUAUUAUUUGCUACUUAAAUGAUAUAACUUUAAUGCUAUGAUAUCGAUUGUUAAUGAUAUGAAGUCAUAGUCAUUCUUAAAUGUCAUAACUUAGUGAUUUGGAAAUGAUAGAUAAUCAGCAUUUACAAUAUUUUUUGUGUUCUAUGCAGACAUAAUUAACUUUGAUAUUCAUUUGAUAUAAAUAUUUGUUUUAAUCAUCUGUAAGUUGUAAGAACAGUAUUAUUGGAGUCUAUCACCAUGAAUUCGAUUAAAGUUUUUUCAUUCGAUGAAUACAAUGUAUUGAUUUCAGCUCUUGUCACCAUCGGUAUUCAGUUUUCUUUUUUCAUUGUUGCUGCUACAUGCAGAUUUGACAAAGUAACAGAUUUUGCUGGAGGAAGCAAUUUUAUUAUUUUAAAUGUGCUCACUUUUUUCUUAUCCCAUACUUACUAUAACCGACAGAUUGCUAUUUUUGUGUUGGUUUUACUUUGGGGUUUUCGAUUAACUGGUUAUCUAUUUUAUCGAAUUAUUAAGAUAGGCGAAGAUAAAAGAUUUGAUGAUAAAAGACAGGAUCCUGUCAAGUUUGCUGUUUUUUGGAUAUUGCAAGCUAUUUGGGUGUUCACUGUUAGUCUACCUGUUAUAUAUAUUAAUGCUCCUAAAUCAGACCAAAUACUUCAAGUUACAGAUUAUGUUGGAUUUAGUAUUUUUUUAUUGGGUUUAUUAAUUGAGGCUGUAUCUGACCAGCAAAAGUUUAGUUUUCGUAAUAACCCUAGUAACAAAGGUCUUUGGUGCAAUGCUGGUUUGUGGUCUUGGUCUCGCCAUCCCAAUUAUUUUGGUGAAAUCCUUGUCUGGUGGGGUUCAUUCAUCAUUAGCAUAGCAGUUAUCCGUGAAAAUAAACAACUAUGGACAUCGAUUAUGAGUCCUUUAGUGACUAUGUUGUUGCUGCUCUUUGUAAGUGGUAUACCUUUACUGGAAAAAACUGCUGAUGAAAAAUUUCAUUUAAAUGCUGACUACGUUAGUUACAAGCUUCAAACAAGUCCCUUAAUAUUAUGUCCACCGUUUCUUUAUUCCAGAAUGAACAGAAUCCUCAAGCUCAUUUUUUGUUUUGAGUUUCCUUUUUACAGUAAAUUAGAUAGCGAGGAUUACAAACGAAUUGAUCCUUGAGAUAGGCGUGACAUCAAAAUAAAUAAAGUUAGGAAAGUUUACGAAAUUUGAAACUUUGACCGAGUAGUUCAAAUCUAAAUUGUUUUUUGAAAUGUAGUUUUCUUAUUAUAGUUUUGUAGUUUUGCAAUUGUCAAAAAUUAAUAUUGAUUGUACCAUUAAUAAAUAUAUUUAACUA
This is a messenger RNA of Hydra vulgaris (swiftwater hydra), 1352 nucleotides long. RefSeq lists its product as uncharacterized. Lineage: Eukaryota; Metazoa; Cnidaria; Hydrozoa; Anthoathecata; Hydridae. Gene Ontology annotation, cellular component: membrane. The record is from RefSeq and is a predicted model, not a curated record. Gene Ontology annotation, biological process: lipid metabolic process. Gene Ontology annotation, molecular function: oxidoreductase activity, acting on the CH-CH group of donors.